AUGUUGGAAUCAAGCAUUUCCUUCAUCAAAUCCUCCGUGCCGGUAUAUCACAAUGCUGUCAAGUCGAUCAUCUUCAAAUGCGCCGAGUUGCUUAUGGGUAUCUUUAUCUACAAGCUCUUCUCGUUGAUCGCAGCCCGCUCGAACCAGUUCACGUCUUAUCUUAUGUUCACUGAAGAUUACAUUCAGCGCACCCUCUAUAUAUCGUCGCGCGGUCUAUCACGAGCAGGCCUCGUCGUCCUUGCCUUUAGUCUUCUGAACAUCGUUUUGUCACUCUAUGGCACGCUUCUCUGGGCGUUGGAUGCUCCUGGUUACAUAUUCAAAGCUACGGAGGCGACGAUCGCCGACUACGCGGACCAGAGGAACGACAAUCCACCAUACAUCGUUCAGAUGUCUUUAGAUCCAUCUACUAUCGACGAUACCACACAAAGGCUAUCGCAGAUUAUUGGAUCUGACCUCUUUCAUCCUGGACUGAAUUACACUUUGACUGGUAAAGUCUCCAACAAAAACGGCGCACCAGAAGUCGUUCCACAGACAGGACCUACCAAUUCUGGUGCUCGGAUCUGGCUUGACGAUGAUGGUCUCUCUGUCUCUAUCGACGUCAGUCUCAUUUAUUCUGCCAAUCCAUCACUCGACGACGAGAGUUAUGUUGUGAACACCACAACCGGGAGCGAUUAUAAUGUUUGGGAAAACACAUUCGACAAUGUCUUCUCAACUGAAUUUAUUGCAACUGUCGCUGGAAAGCCCGAGGUACACUGGGACACCGCUUCAGAUAGGAUAGCUGACUCCAGAUACAUCCUGCCCAACAGAUACGACAACAUCUGGUUUUCCUUUGGUGGAGGUGGUGGCUCAGGGCUCAUGAACCAGGUCUUCACGGUAACCAAAGGCAAGAGACGUCACACUUUCUUCCAGUCUACAUUCAAAACGACCAUGCUCACGACCGCUGGAGUCGACGUUGCCAAGGAAGAAGUCUCAGAUCUUGUAGAACGUGCUGGGCAUCUUGAUCAGGAUGACAAAAUGCUCCUUUCCUCCGGCCGCAUCGUCGAUAACAUGAUGAAUGCUCAAAGAAAAAACAUGAGUUACCACUAUGGUCUCAACACAGUCUCGAACAACAAACGAUCUACUCUACAGAAUACAUGGGGGUUUUACACAUUGACGAGCAACGGCAGAUCCAUGUUUUCACUCAUCCGUAUAACGAGUACGAACAUGACCCUCAUUCGAUCAGAGAAUAUUUCGAAAGCGCCAGAGCCACAGGAGAAAUGUCAGCUAGCAAACUCUCAGGACGAAGCUUAUGGUGGCCAGCCCGGCCGAUCCGACUGCUUUGGUCACGAGGCAGUGGACGAUCCCAGAUUCUUCGGCCUCGUCGACACUGCUGCGGUGAUGGUCGCCCAUGAUCUCGGCGAUGGCCGAUCUAACCUCAGUUCUGAGUCACUCGACAACAAUGCCUUGACCUGGAUCCGGGACAAUGCGCACACUAUGGAGUCGCUUCUGGUUUCUAGAGCGUACAGUGUCGGCAUCGAUCCAUCUCUUGUGUAUAUCAGCGUGGAGAAACUCAUUGUCGCCGUGUCCUAUCUCCAGCUGGCUCUCAGCUGUCUGGCCCUACUCAUGGCUAUUGUCUUAUGGCUUGCUCUUAUGAUCUUCGCCGAUGCCCACUGGGCCAGCUCACUCUUGGCCAAUCUGAUCCACACCACAACUGAGACGGGCGGUGCAAAGCCUGGGUACAUGAUGCGUGAUCCCAGCGUGACCUUGCAACCCAUGGGAAAGAGAAAGCUUCUGGCAGUGAAGGGAGGACAGGUCACUCUGUGUUCUCCUCCCUCUGUUUAUGGGGAACAGACAACUGGUUAUGUUGAUGAAACUAAGAAUCAUAUGACAGCGGAGGGUUAUCCUGUGAAUUACGUACAACCUCACAAUGGAGAAGAAAGGCUGAUGGCUGGAUAUGAACGACCACAGGCGUGA
This is a messenger RNA of Fusarium graminearum PH-1, 1953 nucleotides long. RefSeq lists its product as uncharacterized. NCBI's taxonomy places the organism in Eukaryota, Fungi, Ascomycota, Sordariomycetes, Hypocreales, Nectriaceae. The coding region runs from base 1 to 1953 and encodes 650 amino acids. The record is from RefSeq and is a predicted model, not a curated record. The transcript has a single exon.